CUUGGUGUUAUCGCGAAUUUAACCACUGUGCGAGCUACAAUUUCCUAGUCCUGUUCCCGGGGAAUUAACGGUAGGGACCGCACCAAACAUUGACAUGAGUACUGAAGCACAUGAUCCUGCGCAGCACCUCGCGGUACUGAUUGUCGAACCAGACCCCGCUAGCAGAUGGGUAUCAAAGCCAUUCUUGGACAUUCUACGCGAGCACGUUCUACCCCGGCUACAUGAAGCCUACCAAGAGAAUGACCUGUCCGUUGAAUCGCAUCCAUCAUCAUCUACAUCAGCCUCCGAGGAUGCAAACCAGGCCACCGAAAAUGACGACGAAAGCAAAGCCGAAGCCCGGGCGCUGCGCCGCGCUUCGGCCUCGGUCGCGCUCGUCUGCUCCGACUGGGCCGCAGUCCACCGCCAGGCGGAGCAGGGUGUCGUACAGGCGCGGUUGUGGGACGCGGGCCAGGUGGGCAGCCUGGGCCGCUUCCUGCGCCGGCGCCAGCGG
This is a messenger RNA of Astrephomene gubernaculifera, 490 nucleotides long. The record is from the annotation of a GenBank genome assembly. NCBI's taxonomy places the organism in Eukaryota, Viridiplantae, Chlorophyta, Chlorophyceae, Chlamydomonadales, Astrephomenaceae.